AUGGAAGAAGAUUCUUAUGUGGACGAUGAUCCUUCGGGCAGCGUAACUUCUCAGGAAGAGAUUCUACAUCGCCAUCAUCAGCAUUAUUACCAUAACCACAGUCAUAGCAAAUCAGUUCCUUGUUCAAGCUUCUCCACUACUUGUCCACCUAUGGUAUAUCGUAGUCAGAAGCAUUCUCGGCUAGCUGUCGAGCAGAUGAACGAAAUGAGAUCUGACGGUUUGCUUUGUGAUGUGACGUUAGUUGUUGGUUCAGUUCGUAUUAACGCUCAUCGGUUGUUACUUGCUUCCUGCUCCAAUUACUUUCGUGCUAUGUUUACCUCGGAAAUGGCUGAAAGUCGACAACAGGAAAUUCAAAUGGUGGAUAUUGAGCCCCGAACACUACAAGCACUCAUUGAUUUCUGUUAUACGGGAGAAAUAACAAUCGCUGAUCUUAAUGUUCAGUCAAUCUUACCAGCUGCAUGCUUGCUACAGCUUAAUGAGAUACAGGAAGUGUGUUGCGAAUUUCUUAAAAAACAGUUGGAUCCAACAAAUUGUUUAGGUAUAAGAGCAUUUGCUGAUACUCAUGCUUGCCGAGAUUUGAUGAGGAUCGCUGAAAAAUUUGCUCAUCAUAAUUUUCAGGAUGUUUCAAAAAGUGAGGAAUUUAUUUUGCUGCCAUUAAAUCAGUUAAUUGAUAUCAUAUCAAGCGAGGAGUUGAACGUUCGUUCGGAAGAAAUUGUUUUCCAUGCUGUUAUGGCUUGGAUGCGUCAUGAUCUUCCUAAUCGGCGUCAAUUUUUGCCUAAGGUUUUGGAGCAUGUUCGGUUACCUCUUUGUCCUGCCAAGUUUAUUGUUAGUGUAGUAAGUGAAGAACCUUUAAUAAAGACUGAUGCACAAUGUCGUGAUUUGGUAGAUGAAGCAAAAAACUAUCUUCUUUUACCUUUAGAAAGGCCUAAUAUGCAAGGACCGAGAACUAGAAGUAGAAAGCCUGUUCGUUAUGGUGAAGUUCUAUACGCAGUGGGUGGUUGGUGUAGUGGAGAUGCUAUUGCUUCCGUAGAACAAAUGGAUGGUCGUACUGGUGAAUGGCGCUGUGUUGCUCCCAUGAGUAAACGCCGAUGUGGUGUUGGCGUAGCUGUGCUCGAUAAUUUACUCUACGCUGUAGGUGGACAUGACGGACAAAGUUACCUUAAUUCUGUUGAGAGGUAUGAUCCUGCAACUAAUCAGUGGUGCGGUGAUGUUGCACCGACAUCGACCUGUAGAACAUCAGUAGGCGUUGCAGUUCUUGGUGGUUUACUUUAUGCGAUUGGCGGUCAAGAUGGAGUUUGCUGUCUAAAUAUUGUUGAGAGGUACGAUGCUCAUCGCAACGAAUGGUCUAAAGUAGCUCCAAUGAGCACGCGUCGACUAGGUGUAUCAGUAUCAGUUUUAAAUGAUUGCUUAUAUGCUAUUGGUGGUUCCGAUGGACAAAAUCCGCUAAAUACUGUCGAACUCUAUGAUCCACGAAUUAACAAGUGGAUGGCAGUAAAGUCAAUGACUACGAGAAGGAAGCACCUGGGAACUGCUGUACUUGAUGGAUGCUUAUAUGCAGUGGGUGGUCGAGAUAAUGCAUGUGAAUUGUCAUCAGCAGAGAAAUAUAAUCCAAGUACAAAUGAAUGGACCAGUGUUGUUGCCAUGAAUAAUCGCAGAUCAGGGGUAGGCUUGGCAGUGGUGAACAAUCAAAUGUAUGCAGUAGGUGGUUUUGAUGGUACUACGUACUUGAAAACUGUGGAAGUUUACGAUCGAGAAGUAAAUCAGUGGCGUCAGUCAGGAUGCAUGACGUAUAGACGUCUUGGUGGUGGUGUUGGAGUGGUUCGUUUACCUCACAAUCAGCAUGUGCCACUCAAUCCCGAUUCUGAUUUAGUUCCGUUUGAUGAUCCUCCAGUAAUGUAA
Molecule: messenger RNA, 1899 nt
Organism: Thelazia callipaeda (thelaziosis nematode)
Lineage: Eukaryota; Metazoa; Nematoda; Chromadorea; Rhabditida; Thelaziidae
Source: the annotation of a GenBank genome assembly